AAAACCGUCUGAAUCACGAGACUCAGAAAUCUGAAUGAUUAAAGUGAGGAAAAAUCAGUGUCCUCUAGAUCUUUCUUCCCAUCCAAUUCUUCUGUAUGAGUCUACAACGUGCCUGAGAAGAAUACAACAUGACCUCUGCCCCUGAGGAGCUCUUAGUUUAGCAUAGUGGUGUAUGGGUGAAUCUUCUGGGGAGAAUGUUCAUGACUUUGAGUAGAUUCUCAGUGUCUGUAUCACCCCAAACGCUAAGAACUUCUCCUGGCCAUCUCCACCUGAAUUUCCUGCCAGAGGUGCUGUGUCCAAGGAAUGAUACCAUUUUUAAGCAAGGCUUUUCUCUCUUAAGAUUCAGAACUUCAGGAGAAAAUCCCAUCUGUUCUGCAGAUAAAUUCCUGGAAUUGAAAUUGCUGAGUCAAUGGACUGUGAUUAAAAUUUUUGGUGGCAUUCUGUUGAGCACCAGUCGACACUACAAGACAAAGCCUACCCAUGGCAUUGGAAGAUAUAAGCACCUAGUUAAAGCCCAGGAGAUUGGGCCUCUGCUAUCUUGGACUGACCCAGGGAGCAGUGAUGGGAGAGAAUCAUUCCAGCCCAAGAAGAAGAGAGGAAAAGUGGAAGUGAGACCCAUUAAUUUGGGAACAGAUUAUGAAUAUGGGGUUUUAAACAUUCACCUGACUGCAUACGACAUGGCCCUGGCAGAGAGUUAUGCCCAAUAUGUUCACAACCUCUGCAACCAUCUAUCCAUUAAAGUUGAGGAAAGAACAUCAUGUAAAUGGAAUCAUACAGUAUGUAGCUUUUUGUGUCUGUCCUCUUUCACUUAGCAUAAUACGUUUAAUAUUCAUCUAUGUUUUUGCAAGUAUUUUAUUGCUGAGUAGUAUUCCAUUAAAUGCUGGACCUUAAUUGGUUUAUCCAUUCACCAGUUGAUGUACAUUUUCAUUGUUCUCUAGUUUAUUGGUAAUUAUAAAUAAAGCUGUCAUAAGCAUUCUCAUGCAUAUAUCUUUUCUCCUGGAUAGCUACCUAAACCUGGGAUUUGGAGAUUGUAUGGUGAAUGUAUGUUUAACUUCAUAAGAAACUGACGUCUGUUUUCCAAAGUGGCUGCACCAUUUUGUUUUCCCACCAACAAUGUAUGAGAGUUACAGUAACUCCUUUUCCUGGGCAGCACUUGGUAUUGUCAUUUUCCUCCCUAAAGAUAUAUCUAAUAGAUAUAUAGUGGUAUUUCAUAGUGAGUGGUCUUAAUUUUCAUUUCCCUAAUAAAUAAUGAUUUUGAUGUCUUUUCAUGUGCUAAUUUGGUGUAUAUUUGCUUUGAUGACUGUUCAGAUCUUUUGUCCAUUUUUAAAAUUGGGUUGUUUGUUUUCUUAUAAUUAAGUUAUGAAAAUUCUUUAUCUAUUUUUGGAUACCAGUUCUUUUUCAGUAUGCUUUGCAAAUAUUUUCUUCCUGUCUGUGACUUAUCUUGUCAUCUUCUUAGCCGAGUCCUUUGGAAGGCAGACUUUUUCAAGUUUGAUGAAGUUCAGUUUAUUAAUUUUUUUUUUAAUUUUUUUUUUAAGUUUAUUUAUUUUUGAGACAGAGAGAGACAGAGCAUGAACGGGGGAGGGUCAGAGAGAGCGGGAGACACAGAAUCUGAAGCAGGCUCCAGGCUCUGAGCCAUCAGCCCAGAGCCCGACGCGGGGCUCGAACUCACGGACCGCGAGAUCGUGACCUGAGCCGAAGUCGGACGCUUAACCGACUGAGCCACCCAGGCGCCCCUAUUAAUUUUUUUUUUUAUUCAUGCUUUUGGUGUCCUAAGAAAAUAUUGUCUAACCCAAGAUCACAAAGAUAUUCUCCUGUGUUUUCUUCUAAAGGUUCUAUAUUUUUAAGUUUUACUUUUAGGUCCAUGAUCCAUUUUGAGUUAUUUUUGUAUAUGGUAUGAGAUAUGAAUCAAAGUGUUUUUGUUUUUGUUUUUUUUUCAUGUAAAUAACCAGUUGUUCCAGCACCAUUUGUUAAAAAGAUUUUCUAGCUUUUAUCAAAUUGUCUUAGCACUUUUUGAAAGUCAGUUAACCAUGUAUGUGUGGGUAUAUUUCCGGACUCUCUUCUGUUACAGCGAUGUAUGUAUCUAUACUUAUACCAAUACCAGACUGUCUUGAUUACUGUAGCUGGAUUACUGAAACUACAACUUUUUUUUUUCAAAAUUAUUUUGGCUAUGCUAGGUCAUUUGGUUUUCCUUAAAUGUUUUAUAAUUAUAGUUUGUCGAUUUCUACAGAAAGGAACCUGAUGGGAUUUUAUUGGGAUUGUGUUGAAUCUGUAGGUCAAUUUGAAGAGAAUUGACAACUAUUUUGAUUCCUCUGAUCCUUUAACGAGGUAUAUCUCCCCAUUUAUUUAGGCUUUCUUCGCCUGCUCUGGUUUUCAUUUACUCUUUGGAUUUGUUGGAAAACUGUAGGGGAAGAGAACUAACAAUUACUGGCUAUCUACUCCAGGCCAGGCACUUUACAUAUCUUAUCUCUCAGGGUUUCGGAAGGUGUGAGAUGCCCUGUAGUUUGCUUUAAAUAACAUUAAAUCACAUGGUGAGAGAUUUCUUCCCUUUUUAACUCUCAUUCAUCCUAAUUAUGUCAAGGAGAGAUUUUUUAGUGUGGUUCUGGUAUGUCCUUAACACCACUCUAGCACCUCCUAAUCUUUAUAGCAGAGAAAGGACCUCAGACUCAAGAGUCUUUGGCUAGCAAUCAUGUCUAACUAGAAUUUUAUACCAUUAUUUUGUUUCUGUUGUACUUUUUAAAAGUAAGCUCUGGGCUCAGCAUGGGACUUGAACUCAUGAUCCUGAGAUUAAGAGUCAUGUGUUCUGGGGCACCUGUCAUGUGUUCUGUGGUUCAGUUGGUUGAGUGUCUGACUCUUGAUUUCAGCUCAGGUCAUGAUCUCAUGGUUCGUGAGUUGGAGCCCCACGUGGGGCUCUGCACUGACAGCAUGAAGCCUGCUUGGGAUUCUCUCUCUCCCUCUCUCUGCCCUUCCCUCCGCAAAAUAAAUAAACUUAAAAAAAAAAAAAAAAAGUGUCGUAUAUUCUACGGACUGAGCCAGCCAGGCACCCCCAUUGUAAUUUUUUUUUUAACUUCUAUGGAUGGCAGCUGAUACUGGUCUUCCAUUUACAAUAGUGAUAUAAAGUCAGGCUUACUGAGAUAUAGUUUAAAUUCAGUAAAAUUCACCCCUUUAGUGAACAAUUUCUGAGUUUUGACAAAUGACAGUAUGUACUAUCAUCAUCCAGAUGUAGGACAUUUACAUUAUCCCAAGAAGUUCCCUCCCACGUUUGUAGUCAGUCCCUCCUCUUAGCCCUAGUCCCUCACAACUAAUGAUCUGUUUUCUGCCCCUAUAGUUUUUUUUUUAAUACUUUAAAAAAAAAAUGUUUACUUGGGGCACCUGGGUGGCUCAGUCGGUUGAGCGUCCGACUUCAGCUCAGGUCACAAUCUCGCAGUCCGUGAGUUCGAGCCCCGCGUUGGGCUCUGUGCUGACAGCUCGGAGCCUGGAGCCUUGCUUCGGAUUCUGUGUCUCCCUCUCUCUCUGUCCCUCCCCUGUUCAUGCUC
Messenger RNA from Neofelis nebulosa (Clouded leopard), 3533 nucleotides. RefSeq names its product mitochondrial ribosomal protein L48 (gene MRPL48). Lineage: Eukaryota; Metazoa; Chordata; Mammalia; Carnivora; Felidae. The transcript has 10 exons. The record is from RefSeq and is a predicted model, not a curated record. Bases 195 to 812 code for a protein of 205 amino acids. Gene Ontology annotation, cellular component: mitochondrial ribosome.